UUCUGUACUCUUGUUAAGAACCAAGGUUGUUUACUAGCUCAACCAAGUCUAUUUCUGAGUUAUAUAUAUAUAUAGUCCAUGCCAAAUUUGUAAUAUCCACCAUUGAAGCCCUUUGAGAAAAGAUGAAGAACACGUGUGAAUUGCAAGGGGCAGUGUCCAGUGGGAAGAGUAACCGAUGUGUUGUUUUACCAGCUGAUGUUCCUUUGCUUGCUGAUUCCCUAGAACCAACUAGAAACCAUGGCUGGAUUCCCAAGGCAAGUUCCCCUGCUGAUUUGAUCAUACAAGUUGAUCACUCCAGCUUUCAUUUGCAUAAGCUUGCUAUGGUCUCAAGAAGUGAAUAUUUGAAUAGGCUUGUCUUUCAAGGGGGAUGCAACAUUGAAAUUUCCGGUGACAUACUCAUAAUCCAAAUAGAGAACAUUCCUGGUGGCAGAAAAACAUUCGAAUUAGUAGUGAAGUUCUGUUAUGGUUGGAAGAUUGAUAUAACUGCAGAAAACGUUGCCCCAUUAUACUGUGCUGCACAUUUCUUGGAAAUGAGUGAAGAACUUGAAGAAGGAAACCUCAUUUCCAAGACAGAAGCUUUUCUCAGCUUCCUAAUACUCUCUUCAUGGAAGGACACAUUCCGAAUACUCAAAAGCUGUGAAUCCAUUUCGUCUUGGGCCAAGGAUUUGCAAAUAGUGAAGCACUGCUCGGAAGCAAUAGCUUGGAAGGCAUGCUCAAAAAGUCCAAGUGCAACAACAUAUGAUGAGGACUACUCAAAAUUUGAUAAUUCUUGGUGGUUCGAAGAUGUAUCUAAGCUGCGAAUCGAUCAUUUCGUGGAAGUGAUUCAGUGUCUCAAAAGGGGUGGAACAAAAUCUGAUCUUGUUGGUUCUUGCAUACAACAUUGGACAAUGAAAUGGUUUUCCCAAUUCACACUUACUGGACUUGACAAAGUGACACCUAAACACGUAUCAAUCCAGUUACAUAGAGUUUCGACCGAAUGCUUGAUUAGGUUACUUCCCACUGAAGUAAACUCAGUUUCUUGCAAUUUCUUGCUUCAUCUACUAAAAGCAGGGGUAAUGCUGAAAAUCGAUCUGGAGUUGUUGUGUGUGCUUGAAAGAAGGAUAGCUUUAAUGUUGGAUCAAUGCAGUGUCUCUGAUCUGUUGGUUAAGAAACAAGGAGAUAAGGGUUCUUUGAAUGAUGUAGAUGUUGUUGUGAGAGUGUUACAGUGUUAUGUUUGCCACAUUUCAAAGAAUUCUAAGGAAAAAAUGCAUGCCAUUGGAAGGUUGGUGGAUGGGUAUCUCAUACAGGUUGCAAGGGAUAAGAAUCUUAGAGUGGAGAGUUUCAAAUCACUUGUUGAAGCUUUGCCGCAAGAUGCUAGAUUAUGUGAUGAUCUUCUCUAUAGAGCUAUCGACAUGUACCUUAAGGCACAUCCAGAAUUGAGAGAAGACGAGAGAGAAGAGAUGUGUAAAGUUUUGGGAUACCAUAGAUUGUCACAAGAAGCGCGUGUGCAUGUGGCGAAGAAUAAUAGGUUGCCGGUGAAAUUGACAACGCAAUUCAUGCUUCUUGAACAAGUGAACAUGAAAACAAGGUCAGUGACCAGUGAUGAACCAAAUUACAGGAGGACACAUACUCAUACAGUUAUAAGAGUAAGCACAGAUUUCGAGAGAAGAAAUAUAAAUGCCAAUGAGAUGAAAUUGAUGAAGAGAGAUGUUGAAGUUAUGAAGUCUCAACUCUUGGAACUAAAUACAUGCAGAAUAAAGCUCCAAAAGCAAUUAAGGAAGAGAUGCAUUUGGUGAAAGCUUGCAAUGUAAUACUGAACAUUAAAUCACAUGCAUUGUUAAAACCACACAGGCAAUCACCCUGAUCAUACUACUAAGUUAUUGGGUCAAUAGUUGGAUCAAUGCA
Arachis stenosperma is the source of this 1884-nucleotide messenger RNA. RefSeq names its product root phototropism protein 3-like. The coding region runs from base 123 to 1775 and encodes 550 amino acids. The record is from RefSeq and is a predicted model, not a curated record. Lineage: Eukaryota; Viridiplantae; Streptophyta; Magnoliopsida; Fabales; Fabaceae. The transcript has 4 exons. Gene Ontology annotation, molecular function: protein binding.